Molecule: messenger RNA, 1428 nt
Organism: Bipolaris oryzae ATCC 44560
Lineage: Eukaryota; Fungi; Ascomycota; Dothideomycetes; Pleosporales; Pleosporaceae
Exons: 1
Coding region: 1-1428 (475 amino acids)
Source: RefSeq, a predicted model, not a curated record
AUGGCGUGUCCAAAUAUCCGUUCUGAACCCUUUAGUCGUACUCCAUCACCAGUGCACAUUCAAACAAACACUCCGGAUAAUGCUUGCAUACAACCCGCUGCGCUGGACCCGGCACAUAACGGACCCGCACGUCCUCCAUCGCCCAUGGCAGUCACAGCACCAGCAUUGCCCAUACACUCAACAACUGCUGUUGGAUUUGUAGCCAAUCACACUAGACCAUCCACCUCACAUUCCAACACGGAUGACUGCCCCAUUUGCCUGGACAGCUAUACCACUGAAGUCUGUCUCCAAAUUACAGGAAUCACAGGAUGCAACCACCGCAUUGGUGACAUGUGUUUGCAAAAAAUGCUCGAUCACCAUCCCGAAGACGAGAAGAAAUGCCCGUUGUGUCGCACGGUCUGGAUAUCCAGCUCUGCCCCCGAUAUCACUGCACACAAUCAAAGUCUUGCUAGGAUAAGAGCGAUGACAAACAUGCUCCUGGGUAUGGGCAGAGAUGCUUCCAGUUCACGCAAUCGAAUUCCACCCGAAUACAUGGCGCACCAUAUGACAGGCCACAAUCGAGAUGAGCUACGAACCGACAUACAUCCAUCAUCACUGUGGGAGCACCAAGAUCAAUCUAUCCUCAUUGACUCGUCAGAGGAAGCAGAAGAUGGAGACUCAGACUCAGAAGAAGCUGCUUAUGCACUCCAAGUCCGGAUCUACGAAGACCUAACGGCCGAUAUCGCUGAUAUACGGCGUCGAGCAAAUAACCAUGGAGCGGAUCGGACCAACCGAAACAGACGCCAAGAUCGAUUGCGGUACGGUCACGAGGAGAACCAGUCUGACGGUGGUGAGACCAACAGAGUAGAGCCUAGAAGAAGGAGAGGAGCCAUGUCCGCCAAUACACCAGGAGCGAACGCGCUCAACCGCUUCAUGAACGCACGCGCAUUGAAUGCUUUCCGAACCCCCGUGAACGGGACUGCACCCGAAGUCGCGACUAGGGGCGACCGCUUCACCGGCCAUGUUAUGCGGGGAAUAGCGCGUGCACGGGAUGAGCCCAGUGCUCGAGACGGGCAGCAUCGCGCCACGCCUGGCGAAGGUCAACAACAAAAUACCAUUUCAUCCGCCGUGACACCUGCUUCUCCGCAUCCACAGACUCGUGCUCGGCAUCCCGGCGCAGAUUUCGGAGUGAUUAGGUCCGACAGCGUUCUUCCACAACCUCAUACUCGUAUCUAUCAUUCAUUCCGUACUCCCGAAGCUCGCGCUCAGUACCUAGACGAACGAGAGCGGCUUCUAGAUAUCCGGUAUGCAAACUUGCUAAGGUGGCAGGAAGCGCUUCAAGAGCGCGAGACGAGGGCAGAGAACACGCUUGCACUAGUAACGAGACAAAGGCUUGAGUUGGAAGACUUGAUGCGAAGGCAACUAGAGGAAUUGGAUAGUAGUAGGUAG